Neohortaea acidophila is the source of this 1364-nucleotide messenger RNA. RefSeq lists its product as uncharacterized. The record is from RefSeq and is a predicted model, not a curated record. Gene Ontology annotation, cellular component: endomembrane system. Lineage: Eukaryota; Fungi; Ascomycota; Dothideomycetes; Mycosphaerellales; Teratosphaeriaceae. The transcript has 2 exons. Bases 60 to 1301 code for a protein of 413 amino acids.
GGCUGCUUUCUCACCUCCCUCCAAAACUUUCUUCCACCGACCCCCCAAGACUACUGCACAUGAUGAUGAGGGUGCAGAGUCGGGCAGCCGUGCUGCUACUGCUAUUCGCAUGCUUCGCCUCCAUCGUGUCCUGCUGGACGGCCGACGACCACGAGAUUUUCCGACUGCGCGAUGAAGUGCAGAUUUCCGAGGGCGUGAAUGCCACCUUCUACUCCUUCCUCGGCAUCAAGCCCAAUGCCAACCAGGAGGACAUCAACAAGGCCUACCGCAAGCUUUCCCGCACGCUGCAUCCCGACAAGGCGCGCAGCAAUUGGCUGGCCAACUACAACAAGCCCAAGAAGCCCACUGCGAAGGCCGGAGCGAAGCCCACGGUGCAUGUGCAGAAGAACAAGAAGCCGAGCCAGAGCGAGAUUACUCGGUUUAACAAAGAGGCGGGUGCGCGGUUCGAGAGGUUGAGUCUGGUGACGAAUGUCCUCCGCGGGCCUGGACGCGAUCGAUACGACCACUUCCUCGCCAAUGGCUUCCCGACUUGGAGGGGGACAGGAUACUACUACAAGAGAUUCCGACCAGGGCUUGGCUCGGUGCUGGCGGGCCUAUUCAUCUUUGUUGGAGGUGGCGUGCAUUACGCCUUCCUGUACCUGAGCUGGAGGAGACAGCGAGAGUUUGUGGAGCGAUACAUCAAGCAUGCCCGACGUAUGGCAUGGGGAGACGAGGGUGGUAUUGGCGCCAUCCCUGGGCUAGGCGGAAGCGUUGCGAAUGGUGCACCCACCGCGAGACCACCCGUGCAGGACAAUGAGGACAGCAUGCAGUGGAACCGCAAGGAGAAGCGGGCCAUGGAAAGGGAGAAAAGGAAAGAGAGCAAGAAGCCCAACAAGGCGGCGGCGGAGAAGGCGAAGCGAGACGGCAUUAGCACACCCGUCGAGGCGGAGAUCACCUCGGGACCUGUGGGCGCGAAGAAGCGCACGGUGGCGGAGAAUGGAAAGGUGUUGAUCGUGGACAGUGUGGGCAAUGUAUUCUUGGAGGAUGAGACGGAGGAGGGCGAUGUGCAGGAGUUUCUGCUUGAUCCCGAUGAGGUGCCCAUGCCGACCAUCCGAGAUACCGUGCUCGUUCGUGGGCCUAUACUUCUCUACAACAAGAGCCUCGGUCGGCUGCUGAACAAGCAAACGCCCGAGUAUAUCCAAUCGGAAGCAGAGGGAGACGAACAGGAGUACAGUGACGACGCCACCGCCAGCAUCCAAUCUGCGAUCUCCCCGAACGCAAACGGCGAGGCGCGGAAACGCAAGUCGAAGGCCAGGGCAUAGCGUGCAUGCCGUGGAGGUGGUGACGGUCAUGAUAGCCAAUACAUGGAACUACUUCAUUAAAAG